CGGAGACGCGGGCGGACAGCGCGUGCUCCAGAUCCUCGUUCAUUCGCGUUGACUGCGGCGGCGGCGGAGCGUCUAUCACCAUGACUGGCGUCCUGUGGAUUACUUUCACUGCGUGUUGAAGCGGGAACGAGAGGCACCAUGGCAGAGAGGUUGGAAUGGGUGGAAAUCAUCGAGCCGCGCACCCGAGAGCGCAUGUACGCCAACCUGCUGACGGGCGAGUGCGUGUGGGACGCCCCGGCGGGCGUGCGGAUCAAGCGCAGUGGACAGGACCAGUGGUGGGAGCUAUUCGACUCCAAAACGUCCCGAUUCUACUACUACAACGCUUCUACCCAGCGCACCGUCUGGCACCGCCCACACAGCUGUGACAUCAUCCCCCUCGCCAAACUACAGACCCUCAAGCAGAACACCAACACGGCUCCGCCCACCGCCACCACGACCAGUGCCUCCGCCGACAGCAGCCCCGCCCGCAGCGCCGUCAGCACCACAUCGUCACAGGAGCAGGAGGAGAAGACCUCCACCGCCGAGGAGGGAGAGAGGUUCAGAUGGGGCACUGGAACCAGAGAGCGGAUGCUCAUCAAGGUGUCGGAUCGGGAACCCAGUUUUUUGACGCAGGGAAACGGAUACUCCAGUUCUUCCCCACGCUCUAGACGCUCAUCCAGCAAUGCUCCUUCAGACCCUGAAGCCACGCCCCUUUCUCUGCCCGACCGCCCAACAACGCAGUCUCCGUUCCUGAAGAGGGCGGAGUUGGGCGGCACUCAGAGGCGCUGCUCGGGCGAUUCCCAGCCAUCGUCCCCUCGGUAUGCUUACGAGCCUCCUUUGUACGAGGAACCGCCCUCGGAAUACCAGUCCCCGCCUAUUUAUGAGGAACCGCCCACUGACAUGCACUGCGAUCAGGCCUUUUUUGGCACUGACAGGUCUCCGGCGCGAAAACCAGGGCUUUUCCAUUCCCCCAAGCAAAGCCCAUCUCCUUAUGGUCAACUGGUGUUGACGAGACAGCGGAGCUCCACCCCCGAGAAGACGCCCAACCAGGGUGAUCGAGACUAUAGCUCAAGUGGGCGGGACUACAGCUCUGCUGGGCGGGACUACAGCUCCAGUGGGCGGGAUUACAGCUCGGGCAUGAGGGACUACAGCUCUGGUGGGCGGGAUUACAACUCUAGUGGGCGGGAGUAUAGCGCCGCCGGGCGGGAAUAUGUAAAGCAGCUAGUUUAUGUCGAGCAGUCUGGCUCCUCCCCUCGGUUUAGGACAACAGAGCGUCUGCUGAGCUAUGGGACGACCAGUUCGAAUAGCCUGUCGGCCGGAUUUUCUUACGGCGGCUCUUUUACGCUACAGCACAGUCACGACCUCAACGGCGGCAACCGGAAACGUAAGAACCGUAAGCCGUCUUUGCCGGGAGGAGAGGGCGACGGCAUGGGGUCCGGACUCGGAGCGAUGAUCACUCAAGCCCGGUUGGCAUGGGAGGCUCAGCAGAUGUUACAUCAGCGAGGGGGCGUGUCUUCCGACCAGGGAUCUAAAGACGGGUAUGAAAGUGACGGGGCGACGCCCCUGCCCCUGCCUGGCCCGGUGGUGCGGGCGUUCAGCGAAGACGAGGCCCUGGCGCAACAGGAAAGCCACUGGAAACGUGCCACCCUAGACAGACUGGCAUUUCCUCAGACGCUGCUAGAAAAGAGUCUGUCGGUGCAAACCAACCUGGCGUCACCUGAACCUUACCUCCAUCCCUCACAGUCGGAGGAUCUCGGAGCGUGUUCUCAGUUCGAGGCCAGUCGUAACGCUCGCAACAUGAUGCCCAGCGCGAGCUGCGGCGUCUUCCCAGAGUUCACGCUCCGCAAACCGUCCUCUGAGACGGACAUCGAGAACUGGGCGUCCAAACACUUCAACAAGCACACACAGGGUCUGUUCAGGAGGAAAGUGUCGAUCGCCAACAUGCUGGCGUGGAGCAGCGAGCCCAUCAAGAAGCCCAUGAUCAUGACGACGGACCGGACGGUGAAGCGCGAGGCUGUAGAGCUCUUCAAACUCAUCCAAACCUACAUGGGCGACCGGCGGGGCAAAGUGGAGCCGCUGGCGGUGGCUCUGGAGGUGGCGGUGAGGGGCUGGAGCUGCCAGGGCCUGAGGGAUGAGCUCUACAUCCAGCUGUGCCGACAGACCACCGAGAACUUCCGCUACGACAGUCUCCAGAGAGGCUGGGAGCUCAUGGCCAUCUGUCUGGCCUUCUUCCCCCCGACGCCUCGCUUCCACAACUACCUGGAGGGCUACAUCUACAGACACAUGGACCCGCUCAACGACACCAAGGGAGUGGCGAUUAGCAGCUAUGCAAAAUACUGUUACCGUAAACUACAGAAAGCUGCGCUCACCGGAGCCAAGAAGGGUUUGAACAAGCCCUCGAUCGAGGAGAUCGCUCACGCUCGGAACGCCAUCUUCCGGCCCUCCAUGUUCGGCUCGUCUCUGGAGGAAGUGAUGGCGAUGCAGAAGGACCGUUAUCCCGACCGCCAGCUGCCGUGGGUUCAGACGCGUCUGUCGGAGGAAGUGCUGAGCCUGAACGGAGACCAGACCGAGGGCAUCUUCAGGGUGCCUGGAGACAUCGAUGAAGUAAACGCUCUGAAACUACAGGUGGACCAAUGGAAGGUGCCGACUGGCCUGGAGGACCCACAUAUUCCAGCAUCGCUGCUGAAGCUCUGGUACAGGGAGCUGGAGGAGCCAGUGAUUCCUCAUGAGUUUUAUGAGCAGUGUAUCAUGAACUACGACAGUCCUGCGGCGGCUGUUAAUGUCGUUCUCAACCUCCCUCACAUCAACAAACUGGUGCUCUGCUACCUCAUCCGCUUCCUACAGGUAUUUGCUCAAGCCUCCAGCGUCUCCAUGACUAAGAUGGACGUCAGUAAUCUGGCGAUGGUGAUGGCGCCGAACUGCCUGCGCUGCCAGUCGGACGACCCGCGCGUCAUCUUCGAGAACACGCGGAAAGAGAUGAGCUUCAUCCGCGUGCUGAUCCAGCACCUCGAUACCAGCUUCAUGGAUGGGGUGCUAUAGCACAAGCACACGUUAGCAUUCACACCUAACGGUAUCUGCAGCUCGCCCACACAUGAAUCACCCGACAAACAACCUCGACAAGCCUCUUCCUGUACACAACACACAUAAAACACAGUCAUGCUCACCUUCCACGUUUAGGUCAAAUCUGCCAUCCCCGAUGAUUUCUGAAUGUUUCUGAAUAGAUAAACCAUCCGUCCUCACACGAUAGUGACUGUCCUGCUUUGGUUUCUAGCGUGCAUGUACGUGCCGAAUGUGUCCGUUUCUGUUUUCUAACUCGACUGACUUGUAGACCAGUCCGUCUGAUUUUAUAUGAUUAAUUUAUUUGUUAUUUAUUUGAAUAAGGGUUUGUAA
Molecule: messenger RNA, 3369 nt
Organism: Labeo rohita (rohu)
Lineage: Eukaryota; Metazoa; Chordata; Actinopteri; Cypriniformes; Cyprinidae
Gene: arhgap39
Product: Rho GTPase activating protein 39
Exons: 10
Coding region: 139-3018 (959 amino acids)
Biological process (GO): signal transduction
Cellular component (GO): cytoplasm; cytoskeleton
Molecular function (GO): GTPase activator activity; protein binding
Source: RefSeq, a predicted model, not a curated record